AAACAGCUGUGCUGAGCUAACGCUAGUUAGCAUCGUUUGUUUUUGUCGUGUGUGUGUCAGCGAUUUGGGCCGUUCCUUGCGCAAACCGCUAUCGUACAACCCCGGAGUGACCGACUUGUUGUCUGUCAUCUCUUUUAACGAUGAAGUUCCAGUACAAAGAAGAGCACCCUUUUGAGAAAAGGCGGUCCGAAGGCGAGAAAAUAAGGAAGAAGUAUCCGGACAGGGUACCAGUAAUCGUGGAGAAAGCCCCAAAAGCCAGAAUAGGAGAUCUGGACAAGAAGAAAUACCUUGUCCCCUCCGACCUGACAGUGGGCCAGUUUUACUUCCUCAUCCGGAAAAGAAUCCACUUGCGAGCUGAGGAUGCUCUCUUCUUCUUUGUAAACAACGUCAUUCCACCCACCUCAGCUACCAUGGGACUGUUGUACCAGGAGCAUCAUGAAGAGGACUUUUUCCUCUACAUUGCCUACAGUGAUGAGAGUGUGUAUGGGAACAGCCAAAGGGAAAUCUGAUCCCACUACCAUCCCCCUCCAACCACUACCCACCUUUCUGAGACCUCCACCAUUCAUUCAUUUGAAUAUUAAAUCCAGCUCGGCAGCCUAGAGUUCCCAGAGUAAAUAUGUCAAAUGCACUUUCACCACCCAUUCAUUACCCUUCUCCCAUCCAUUUAUGUCUUUAUUAUUCUGCAGUCUGAAUUGUAUUUACCUCCACUUUUCUUUUCAGUAACAACUUGGGUUAAGUGGUCUUGUGGCCAGUUAUUUUCUACUCUCAUAAUUGAUCAUAUUUAACUGAAAACCUGAGAGAGAUUAAUAAAAUAACAUUAGGUAUAGGCCGUAAUUAUAGUUACUCCAGGGUUAAGGGAAGAAAGGCUUAGUAUGUGAGUUCAAAUCAGCUCUUACUGGCAAUGAAGAUAGUUGUAGGUCUACUUCUGUUGACUUGCAGGAAGAUAAAGUGUGUUUUGAGUUUAGGUUAGUGUAGUAAAUUAAUAGCAUCCACCAGCUAAAGACAGAUAAUGUUGUCUCCGGCAGAGUAAAGGAUAACUGUUUUGCAGCAGUUUUUCUCCUAGAAAAAACCUAAAGUGGCUAGGUUAUUAUUAUGUAUAACUCACCAGUCACUGAAGUCUGUGAAUGACAGUUAAGUGUGCUGCCCUGCAUCUGACCCCAGCAAGGAGUAUAAUAGAAUUCAGACUUAACAAUCAUCUUCUGCUUUCAGUGGUAAGACUAUUCUGUUGACUGCUACUAUGAUUAUUGUUGUUAUUAUUGUUAAUUUUAGAUGGCUUAAUUUCUAAAGGUAUUGUAAAGCUGAGUGCAAUUUUCUCUUUUUUUAAGUUUGUCUUCUUUUUUUUUUAAGAAAAAAAAUUAAGAUUUGAACUCUGUAUACAGCUGCAUUACUGGCUCUUUCUCUCCACUCAUGACCAUACAUGAUAAAAUGUGAUGAAAAGCUA
This is a messenger RNA of Seriola aureovittata, 1441 nucleotides long. It is a transcript of the gene gabarapa, whose product is annotated as GABA(A) receptor-associated protein a. The coding region runs from base 141 to 509 and encodes 122 amino acids. Gene Ontology annotation, biological process: autophagy of mitochondrion; cellular response to nitrogen starvation; autophagosome assembly. NCBI's taxonomy places the organism in Eukaryota, Metazoa, Chordata, Actinopteri, Carangiformes, Carangidae. Gene Ontology annotation, cellular component: autophagosome membrane; autophagosome; cytosol. Gene Ontology annotation, molecular function: GABA receptor binding; ubiquitin protein ligase binding. The record is from RefSeq and is a predicted model, not a curated record. The transcript has 4 exons.